AUGCAAAGUUGGGAGCAGAACUCGUCCCCUGACUGGACUGAGCUGACUUGGGAAUGUCUCAUCGAUAUAUUCUCACGGUUGAGCAUGGAACAAAGGUGGAAUGCACCUAUGUUAGUUUGCAAGACGUGGAUGGAUGUGUGCAACGACCCGUUGCUCAACUCGAUAUUUGAUCUUGAAACUUGGUUUCUAACUUCCACCGACUCCAUGCUCAUGCUUGUUGUUGAACGAAGUAAGGGCUGUCUCAAAGAGAUUCGGGUGAGGCACUGCACAGAUGAAUCUCUCUUGCAUGUCGCUGAUAGAUGCCCUCAUCUCGAGGUACUUUGGGUUAAGCAUUGCCCAAAUGUUACAGAUAAAUCAAUGGAAAAGAUAGCUUUAAAGUGCCCUAAGAUCAUGGAACUUGAUACCAGCUGUUCUUAUGCAUUAUCUUCUGGGUGUUUGGAAAUGUUUGGUAAGAACUGCAAGAAUCUUCAGAUUAUAAAACAAAAUUUUACGGCACUAUCUGAGGUCUCGAGGUUCGAGUCUUUUGAUAACUACAUGGAGAAUCUACCUAUCAUUCCUAUAGGGAAUGUUGAUUCUCAUGGGAUUGGGUGUCAUAUGCAACAACUUAAGCACCUGGAAGUCUGGAACUUCGAUUCUUAA
Molecule: messenger RNA, 639 nt
Organism: Camelina sativa (false flax)
Lineage: Eukaryota; Viridiplantae; Streptophyta; Magnoliopsida; Brassicales; Brassicaceae
Source: RefSeq, a predicted model, not a curated record